Molecule: messenger RNA, 969 nt
Organism: Meriones unguiculatus (Mongolian gerbil)
Lineage: Eukaryota; Metazoa; Chordata; Mammalia; Rodentia; Muridae
Product: olfactory receptor 51Q1
Exons: 1
Coding region: 1-969 (322 amino acids)
Biological process (GO): G protein-coupled receptor signaling pathway
Cellular component (GO): membrane
Molecular function (GO): G protein-coupled receptor activity; olfactory receptor activity
Source: RefSeq, a predicted model, not a curated record
AUGUUACUUCCAUCAAGCAUGUCAGAAGUAACCAACACCACUCACAAUCCUUUCGACUUCAUCCUCAUGGGCAUCCCCGGAUUUGAGGCUGACCAUCUCUGGAUCUCCAUCCCCUUCUGCUGCCUCUACUCUGUCUCUAUCGUGGGCAACAUCAUCACUGUCCUCACCGUCAUCCGCACAGAGCCAUCUCUCCACCCGCCAAUGUACCUCUUCCUCUCCAUGCUGGCCCUCACUGAUCUGGGUCUCACUCUCACCAUGCUGCCCACCGUCAUGCAGCUUCUCUGGUUCAACAUUCGGGAAAUCAGCCUUGAGGCCUGCUUUGCCCAAUUGUUCUUUCUCCAUGGGUUCUCCUUUGCGGAAUCAUCUGUUCUAUUGGCCAUGUCCUUUGACCGUUGUGUGGCCAUCUGCCGCCCACUCCACUAUGUCUCCAUCCUCACCAACGAGGUCAUUGGUAGAAUUGGGUUGGCCAUCAUUUGCCGCGGUGUCUUGGCUGUCCUUCCCUCCCUUCUCCUGCUCAAGCGCCUGCCCUUUUGCCAUUCCCACCUUCUCUCUCAUUCUUACUGCCUCCACCAGGAUAUGAUUCACCUGGUCUGUGCUGACAUCAGGGUCAACAGCUGGUAUGGAUUCGCUCUGGUCCUGCUCAUUAUUGUGUUGGACCCUCUGCUCAUUGUAAUCUCCUAUGCACUUAUCCUGAAAAGCAUCUUGAACACAGCCACUUGGACUGAGCGACUCCGGGCUCUCAACAACUGUCUGUCCCACAUGCUGGCUGUCCUGGUUCUCUAUGUCCCCAUGGCUGGUGUGUCUAUGACGCACCGCUUUGCCAAGCAUGCCUCUCCACUGGUUCAUGUUCUCAUGGCCAAUAUCUACUUGCUGGCACCUCCCGUGAUGAACCCCAUCAUUUACAGUGUAAAAACCAAGCAGAUCCGCCAUGGAAUCACUCACCUCCUCUUGCGGAGAAAAGCGCACUGA